Molecule: messenger RNA, 7747 nt
Organism: Triplophysa dalaica
Lineage: Eukaryota; Metazoa; Chordata; Actinopteri; Cypriniformes; Nemacheilidae
Gene: slc38a4
Product: solute carrier family 38 member 4
Exons: 16
Coding region: 3763-5376 (537 amino acids)
Biological process (GO): amino acid transmembrane transport
Molecular function (GO): amino acid transmembrane transporter activity
Source: RefSeq, a predicted model, not a curated record
CAUACUUCACAGUAAUGAAGUUAUUAAACGUCUACGUUUAACGUAAUAAAAGCAUUAAGCGUUGUGUUGUUUUGCAGUGUUAUUCGUGUAACAUUUGCAUGUAAUUCUUUCCACCACCUCUAUUUUAAAGAAGGGUGUAGCCGUGCACGGCUAUUCAAGCGCGCAAACGUAAACAUUAAACGUGCAAAACAGUAAAGGUUUACUUACUCUACGAUUCGCAACCGAAUACGAGUUUUUUACUAUUUUAUAGCGUUUUGAUGCUUUCGCGCACACAAAGCGUUUGUGUUUGGCGCGCGCUAGCGCUCGAGCUCGACCCUGCAGAAUUAAAGAGUCCUGUACACGUUACUCCCACUCACUUAUUCAAGUGCAAUCUCAUAAUAUAGUUUGAUUUUACGACGUUUGUGUCAAGAUAAAAGGGUUUGGUAGCGUGUUUCCAUGUUUGUCACAACAACGCUAAUUACACGGAAACGAGCCUAACAAGAGACACGUGCUUGUGCAUUGAACUUUAAAUGGUGUUUUGAAAAACAAACGUUCACGUUUACAUUAAUAGACAUGUUUGCAUUAAAACCCAUGUGUGUUUUUUUACAACUGAAGUUAAACACGGAAUAGUUGGCGUGUUGUGUGGUCUGCUGGGGGUGGCCAUCGACUGUUGCAUUGGCACAAUGCAUACAGGGAGGUGUGGGCAAGCUUUAUGCAGCUUAUUGAAUGUUUGGUUUUUAUCUUUAUCUUGUUUAUUACUCUGUCUGGUGCUAAUAUGUGGGGUUUGACUUGUAUUAUGUUUUACAAUGUCAGUGAAUGGUUGAUACUUGCCAUUUGUGGGAGAAAAGUUGAAAUACCUGUGUAUUCCUGUAUCAGUUGUUUUUGCGACACUGGGAAAUCAUAUUAACUGAUCCUGGAUCUGAUUUCAGUGAUAGAACUGUUAUAGCACAUGAUGUGUGAGCUAUAUUAGUCUCAUAUGGUGUGUACAUGAACUGCUGUUGCAUUGAGGUUUAUGGUAAUCUGGAACAUUCUGUUCAUUCACGCACAUGUUAAACUCUCAUAGCUGUUGAUGGUCCAACCAUCCAUAAUUCAUGACUUACAGAUAGACACUUGGUUGCUUUUUAUCGUAUGUAAAUUAGUUUUUUACACCUAGACCUCUAUUUAUUUAAAGUGUGGCAUGCACAGUCAGUAUGCUGGUUAAUUGUGUCGCUGUCUAUUGUGUGAUGUAAUGUUGAGGAUAUAGCCUUCUAAGAAAGUAGUUUGUUGUCAGUGUUUUUCAAACACUGGUUGAUUUGGUUGAACUUCAUAAAUUGUUUUAGAAGAAACUCGCUGUGCAAACACACAAUUCAGCCUCUUCAUGAACAAUCAUUAACUUUACAGUGACAUGUGUUUAUCAAUGUGUCUGUUUUGUAGUUCGCAAAUUUCACAGUAGUUUGCUUUGAGGUACAUCACGGAACGUCCAGUACUUGCAUAUUAUUUUAUAACGCACCACCAUCAAGGUUUGUUUGUAUUUGCCAAAGCGGACACCUGUCAAUCAUUUCAGUAAGACCGGAGUACGCUGAGAAAGUUUGACUUCUACGAUCUAAGUACACUUGAACCUUAGUUGACUGAUUAGGGGUCUCGUGUAUGUGUGUACAGUCUGCACAGGUAUUUCAGGUAGCAGUGAUGGAUUUGGAAUGCACUUCAUAGGUACGCUCAGGUGACUCAAAUUCAGUUCCUUUCAGAAAUUGGUACAAUAUUUGGUUAAAACAGUCCCGUCUCAAAUGCAAUCUACUAAAGCUGCAGUGCAACAGGACGACGCCCAGCAGUCUGUCUGCUAUAUUUAUUUUGGCAUUUAUUGAGAGUAUGAAACAUAUACCCAACACAGAUGAAGCCAUAAUGUUCCUGUCAACCUGUGCCUGUUUGUUAAGAAAGAUGCACAGAAAUCAUCUCUUUAUGUGUCUUUCAUUAGGAAUAUAAAGAAAGGCUUAAUGCUAUAUAACUUAUAAUUAUACCACCUUACCAAGAGAGUUUUAGUUGUGUCAGGACUUGUUUACCGAAAAAUAUUUGUUUUGCUGUUUGGCAUUGGGACAUUAGGAGCACAAGAUCUCAUGAAUGACGUUGUCAUCGUAUGUCACACUUUUUAAGGGUCAAACUAUAUGAUUUUACAGGUUUAAAGUUAAAGUGAGACGCUCGGGUCAGUUUGGUACAACAUCUCUGAUGACAUAAGCAAUGGAUAAAUCAAUAAACUGAUAAGAUCAUGAACAGACAGAAGAUAACAAGGACGCGACAAAUAGAAAAAUACGCAUCCUCGAGGCUUUAACAUUCUAGAUUUCCUUUUUUAUUAAGUCUUGCUGUUUGCCAUAGAAGGUAUGGUAAUGGGCAGCUAACAUUUUCUACUGUUGUUUCUAGCUGAGGGUUUGCCAUGUUCAUAUGGAGAGACUCUUAAAGGGACAGUACACCUAAAGUGAGAAUUCUUUCAUGAUUUAUUCAUCCUCAUGUCAUUUCAAACCUGUGUGACCUUCUGUCUUCUGCAGAAGAUAUUUUGAAGAAUGUUGUUUACCAAACAACAUUGAACUCUAUUGACAUCCUUUGUAAGAACACAAAACCACAUUUCUCAAAAUAUCUUCAUUUGUUUUUUUUCACAGAAGAAAGAGUCACAUACAGGUAAUAACCACUUAAGGGAGAAUAAAUGCUGACAGAAUUUCUAUUUUCUGGUGAAUUGUCGCUUUCACUUUUAGAUUUGCAAAUUUUUGUCCAUCCGUUUAGAGCAAUCAACAGCUCAAAGUUGCAGUACUAAAGUCUACUUCACACAACAUAGUUAGAAACAAAAAUUUUAAAACUAGCCUUAAGUACUUCUUUGGAUCGUCCUUAAAGUCGACACUGAACGGAAGGAUAGAUUGUCUUUUCUUCCAUAUCGGCAUGUACCCGAGUGAAACGACUUCUGAAAUGAGAAAAAAAUGCAAGGCGGGACUUUAUUUCAUCCACCGACAACUGAUUGGAUCGUUAAAAGAUUUGAAUGGCAGUUUGCAAUCUGUCAGUCAUUGCAGCCCCACCCUUGCGCCAUUCCUCAUGACCAGAAGACGUUUCCAGAUGGGGAGGACGUGUAUGGUUUUGAGUAAAAAGUUUACAAGUGCAAAUGAAUAAAUAAAUAAAAAUAUGUGCACGGAUAAAUCAUUUAUUAUAAAUACUUCAGCACUGUGUAAAACAAUAAGAAUUAUCCUUUCAAUUUCUGUCAAGUGAAAUACAUCUGUUCUGUGAAGUUUUAGCCACACGGACCAAUGAGCAGCAUCUCAAGUCUCUCCUAGCAAACAAUAUUAAAGAUUUUUUUGUGUAUUGUGUCAUUUCAGUUUUAUCAUUGAGUAGAUGGCACAUUAGGUGGAUACAUAUCUGUAAUGUAACCUAAAACCGUAUGGAGGCUCUGGGUGGAUAAUCUUAGAGCUAAAGAAUAUGAGUCCCGCUGAGGGUUUGACAUCCUCUAUUACACAGACCUUGAUGUUUUUAAGUGUAUACCACUUUGAGAAGUCACAUUUCUUGUGAAACCAUGUCAAAUUAGGCCCCACCCAGUUUGUGAAUUUGUGUGAAUAUUUGGUUAUUAACUGUGAAAUUGAGCUUUGAGGGUGUUAGUGUGUUGUCUGAGUUCCUCAGGGUGUUUUGACCCUUGUGCCGGAGCAGCUGAUUGGCUGAUAGGGUUGAGAGGAGUGACUCCAUAUUAGGAAAAGCCUGUGAUCACAGGAAGCAUUUUCUUCCUUGAGAUGGGAGCACCUGCAUCAAGACAAAAAUAUCCUGAUCACGUCUGUAAACAUGGACCGCAUGGAGCUGAAGAAUGUCAACACAGAGGCGGACGAUGACAGCAGCUACAACGAACCCAUGGAUUCAGAGAAGGCCACUAUGAGCAGUCAGUUCCUGGAUGAAGAUGAUGCAGAGAGCCAGAAGUUUCUCACUAAUGGAAUGAUGAAGAAGAAGAAAUAUGAGGAAUACGAUGAAGAAUAUCAUCCGGGUCAUGCAUCUUUCGGAAUGUCCGUCUUUAACCUUAGUAAUGCAAUCAUGGGCAGUGGAAUUCUGGGAUUGUCAUUUGCCAUGGCCAACACAGGCAUCAUACUGUUUAUAAUUCUUCUUUUUGGUGUGGCCAUUCUGUCUCUAUACUCAGUUCAUCUGUUACUAGUGACUGCAAAAGAAGGAGGCUCACUGAUCUAUGAGAAGCUCGGAGAGAGAGCGUUCGGCUGGCCGGGGAAGAUGGCAGCCUUUGGGUCUAUUACUCUACAAAAUAUUGGAGCCAUGUCAAGUUACCUGUUCAUUGUCAAGUACGAGCUGCCGGAGGUCAUCCGAGCUUUCAUGGGUCUGGAGGAAAUUUCUGGUGAAUGGUACAUGAAUGGGAAUUACCUGGUGGUGUUUGUGUCCAUCGGAAUAAUUUUACCCUUAUCCCUGCUGAAGAAUCUGGGAUAUCUUGGAUACACCAGUGGUUUUUCUCUCUCCUGCAUGGUGUUUUUCCUGGGCGUGCUGAUCUAUAAGAAGACGAUUCUCCCGUGUCCUCUUCCCUUCUUUUACCAACACGACUCUAACAUGAGCGCUAAUGGAUCAGACGCGUUGGGUAUGUUUACACUUCAGAACGCCUCGGUGCUGGCGUAUAUCUCUGAAACGGCUGUGAACGGACCUCACCUGGAUCCUCACGCACAUGUCCACGACUCCACAGUUCAGUUCACGGCACACCCCGAAGGCGCAGAGGAAAUGUGCACGCCCAAAUAUUUUGUGUUCAAUUCUCAGACCGCUUACACCAUUCCCAUUCUGGCCUUUGCGUUCGUGUGUCAUCCUGAAGUUCUGCCCAUUUACAGCGAACUGAAAGAUCGAUCUCGCAAGAAGAUGCAGACGGUGUCAAAUCUUUCCAUUCUGGCUAUGUUGGUUAUGUACCUUUUCUCGGCUCUCUUUGGUUAUCUGACAUUUUAUGAUCACGUGGAGGCAGAGUUAUUACACACCUUCACUAAAGUCUAUAAGUUUGAUACGAUGCUUCUGUUGGUGCGUUUGGCUGUUCUGACCGCUGUGACCCUCACUGUUCCCAUAGUGCUGUUCCCUAUCCGGUCGUCCGUCAUCACGCUGUGUUUCGCAGGAAAAGAGUUCAGCUGGAUCAGACACAUCGUCAUUGCAGCUGUGAUACUGGCCUUUAACAAUCUUCUGGUGAUCUUUGUUCCCACCAUCAGAGACAUAUUUGGAUUCAUCGGAGCAUCGGCAGCCACAAUGCUCAUCUUUAUACUGCCCGCAGCGUUUUACCUCCGACUGGUCAAGAGUUUACCAUUCAGAUCACCACAGAAAAUAUCAGCGGCCAUUUUCCUGGUGGUGGGCAUAAUCUUCAUGAUUGGCAGUUUGACUUUGAUCGCUAUGGACUGGAUUCACAAUCCUCCCGCUUCUAAAGAAGCUCACUAAACCCUGCUCACCCCUCACCCAAAGGUGCUGAAACUGAAACCACCUCAUCAGAGAACAUGUCAACAUGGACGUUUAGUUCUGAUUGAACCUUGUGACUCUCUCGCUCUCUCUCUCUCUCUCUCUCUAAGAUCUCAUGUGUUGUUUUAAAACUCUCCUUUCUGUUUUCUUACUACUCAAAUCUCUUCGCCCGCGGGUCUAAGAUCUACGUGAAAGUAUAUUCACGGGGGAGAGAGACAACAGGCGCCAGCGUCAUUAUCUGUGGGAGAGAACAUUGAUAACCGCCUCAGAGAGAGAGAGAGAGAGAGAUAGAGAGAGAGAGAGAGAGAGAGAGAGAGAGAGAGAGAGAGGGAGAGAGAGGGAGAGGGAGUCGGGCAGAAGGUUCAUGGAACAAAAAGCACUUUUGGAUUUGUCUUCAAGACACGCCAACAAAAAUACAUUUUUUAAUCACGUUUGACUUUCAUUAGGCAACAUUAGUGCUCAUUGAUAAUUAGUUUGUCGUUUUUCUUUGUGUUUUUUUAAAGAAAUAGUUCACAUAAAAAAUCCAACACGCUGUCGUUUUCCCACUCUCAUGCCCGUUCCAAACAGUCUAGACAUGAAUCUAGACAUGUCCUGAACAAAAAACACCAUCAAUGUUAAAUCUUCUUUUCAUCUUUCAUUGUGUUCAAUUCUAUUUGACACUACAGGAGAGUGAGUGAAUUGAGACUGAAUGUUUUUGUUUGGGUGAACUAUUUAACAUUACUGUUAUUAUCACAUUUCCUUUUCGUGAAGGAAAACGGUCCAAUUAUCAAUCUUGGAACCAAAAUGAAGAAGUUGGGCAAACAGGCUGCUUUUUCUUUUGAAUUGAUCCAUAACAUCAGAACAACACAGUAAGAUCAGAUCUGCUUUAUUCAGUGUAAAAUGAAUGGACAGAAACGUUUAGGUGAUGCCACGCCAAGCAGGCAGGGAAGGUCUGACUCCUCUGACUAUAACAUAAGUCAUCUCAUACGAGCCUAGACCUGACGCCUCAAGAGCCCAAAGAUCAAGCGCCCGACAUCCGGUCACCAAACGAUCCAUGUAUGUGAAGAUCUGAGAUCAUUCUGUGUCGUAUUUCACCACACUGCCUCUCCGGAGAAGAAUAACGUUUACAGACUCGCCUGUCUGCCAUCCGUGUUAAAGCGGUUUCUGUGUGCGCUGGUCCUGCGCUGGUCCUGCCAAAGCGGACCAUAUUUAAAGAUCAUUUGGUGAUCUACGUACUCAUAAAGCAAAUAUUUCAAAUGAAAUGGUUAUGAUAUUUUUGCAUGUUUUAAAACACAAACAUGGUCCUUUUGGACAUUGUAUAUGGUUUGUAAAUAGUCAGCUUUUUUGGAUGUUGGAAGGGAUGAUGCAUCAAAUGUUCACCAGUAGAGUUUUAGUGUUAUAUUUUAGAUAUGGAAGCCAUCGUGACUUCGUUUUUUUCUUUUGUAAAUUUGUAGAAAAGCUGUUGUAUUUCUAUUGUUACUUCUGUUGGAAAGUUUUUAUGACAAACUGGAGCUGUGUGUCUGUGUGUUUUGUUGUUUUUGUGUAUGUUACUUGAUGAUUUCGAGCAGCUGAAAUGGUACUUGACAUCCAGUGUUUCUGUUUGACGUUCCUCUUUGGAAAUUUAACAGAUGAUAGAUGGGACGAUGUUCGGCAAACAUCCAGCAUGUUUUUGUAACUAUCAGCCACAGAUUGUGUGUAUGUCUCAGAGAUAUUGAGCAGUAUUGUCUUCCACUGUUUACCUCUUCAAAGUAUUGGACUGACAUUUCUUUGAGUUUAAUAUGGAGUUUGAAGUCAAUGUGAAAUCACAAAGGACCCUGUUAAUAAUUUCCUCUAAACAAAAAACUGUUCGUCUUCCAUAGUUUUGCAUGAAAGAAAGUUUUGCAUCUUUAAAAAACAACUUUUUUGUUUGUCAUAUCGAGACACUUACAGCAUUCUUUUAGUGGAUAAAAGUCUAACCAUUUUGUCUCUUGAAUCGGUCGUUUCAUGAAGAGCUUUAAGCAUGUUAAAUCUCCCUUGAACAUCCCGGUCAGUCAGUACUUUUGUCUCGCAGGUCUGUGCCUGUUGCUUCCUUCAGGGAAAAUAUGCCGGAGUGUUUCAAUCUGAAUGUACAAAUUAUAACGGUUUAAAUGUAUUUUGGUAAUGUGAAAUAAACGUUGUAGUUGAAGCGUAGAGGAACAGACACUAGUGAUAAAUAACUAUGAACAAAUUGCCUUACUACAAUCUCACAAAAGUGCCGUGUGACCGCUGCUUGCCAAUCAGCUGCGGUCUCCUGCAGAUCAGCCAAUCACGAGCAGUCGUUGCAUUGGGGGAUUUUUUUGUAUCACUGAAGCUGUUUCCAUGUUAUGUAACAUGAUGAAUAAAGAAAAUGGGAAGC